CCGGGCUUCCAUAUAAAGUAGGGGCCCUAGUGGAGGCCGCAGCAGUAGCACCAGCGGCUGCGGCGGCGGAGCUCCUCCGAGGUCCGGGUCACCAGUCUCUGCUCUUCCCAGCCUCUCCGGCGCGCUCCAAGGGCUUCCCGUCGGGACCAUGCGCGGCCGCAAGCUCCCGCUGGUCCUGCUGGCGCUGGUCCUCUGCCAGGCGCCCCGGGGGCAAGCGGUCCCGCUGCCUGCGGGCGGAGGGACCGUGCUGACCAAGAUGUACCCGCGCGGCAACCACUGGGCGGUGGGGCACUUAAUGGGGAAAAAGAGCACAGGGGAGUCUUCUUCUGUUUCUGAGAGAGGGAGCCUGAAGCAGCAGCUGAGAGAAUACAUCAGGUGGGAAGAAGCUGCAAGGAAUUUGCUGGGUCUCAUAGAAGCAAAGGAGAACAGAAACCACCAGCCACCUCAACCCAAGGCCCUGGGCAAUCAGCAGCCUUCGUGGGAUUCAGGGGAUAGCAGCAACUUCAAAGAUGUAGGUUCAAAAGGCAAAGUUGGUAGACUCUCUGCUCCAGGUUCUCAGCGUGAAGGAAGGAACCCCCCAGCUGAACCAGCAAUGACAAUGAUGGCCUCUCUCAAAGGAGAAAAACAAAACCCCUAAGAGACUGCGUUCUGCAAGCAUCAGUUCUACGGAUCAUCAACAAGAUUUCCUUGUGCAAAAUAUUUGACUAUUCUUGUAUCUUUCAUCCUUGACUAAAUUCGUGAUUUUCAAGCAGCAUCUUCUGGUUUAAACUUGUUUGCUGUGAACAAUUGUCGAAAAGAGUCUUCCAAUUAAUGCUUUUUACAUCUAGGCUACCUGUUGGUUAGAUUCAAGGCCCCGAGCUCUUACCAUUCACAAUAAAAGCUUAAACGCAUUGUCCAAA
This is a messenger RNA of Nomascus leucogenys (northern white-cheeked gibbon), 899 nucleotides long. Lineage: Eukaryota; Metazoa; Chordata; Mammalia; Primates; Hylobatidae. The record is from RefSeq and is a predicted model, not a curated record.